This is a messenger RNA of Zasmidium cellare ATCC 36951, 1353 nucleotides long. RefSeq lists its product as uncharacterized. Bases 1 to 1353 code for a protein of 450 amino acids. NCBI's taxonomy places the organism in Eukaryota, Fungi, Ascomycota, Dothideomycetes, Mycosphaerellales, Mycosphaerellaceae. The record is from RefSeq and is a predicted model, not a curated record. The transcript is spliced from 2 exons.
AUGUUCCUCUCCUACACAGCAGCAGCACUCCCACUGCUCUCACUACUGGCAAACGCACAACAACCCCCCUCCAACAGAUCCACCGCCUCCCUCACCGAAGUCCUCUCCCAACACGCCAACCUCAGCUCCUUCCAAUCCCUCCUCGAGACGCAAUUCCCCGCCAUCCUCAAAGCCCUCGACACCUUCGACGCCACCUCGGACCCCAUCACCAUUCUCGCGCCCAACAACGACGCCUUCGACUCCCUCGUCAACUCGCCCCUCCUCUCCGGGCCCUUUGCCAACAAUGACACCGCCUACAUCUCCAAGGUCAUCGCGUACCACUCUAUCAUGGGCGAGUGGACGAGCAAUACGCUGAAUACGAGUUUUCAGUGGUUGCCGACCAUGACGAGUGGGACGAAUUUUAGUUUGGUUGAGGGGGGCCAGAGGGUUGGGGGUGUUUUGCAGCCGGGGGAUAAGAAUUCGAGCUUUUAUGAGUGGGAGAUUGUGUGGGUCAGUGGGGAGAGUACGAGGAGCGUGGUUACGGUGCAGGAUGUGCCGUUUAAGGGAGGCUUCAUCCAAGUCCUCAACAACUUCCUCAUCCCACCGGACAACUUCGUGCCCACCGCAGAAACGUACAACCUCGCCAACUACGACUACGCAAUCACCGCCUUCCUCGGAGCCGUCUACUCCCUCGCCAACACAACCUCCCUCGCAAAAUACAUUAACGAAACCCAAGGCAUCACCAUGUUCAUCCCGGCGAACGUCGCCUUCGCCGCCGUCUCCGGCACCCUACAACACUAUCUCGAAACGCCCGAACCCGACCUCGUCUCCAUCCUCUCAUACCACGUCCUCAGCGGCACCUCCGGCCCGCUCUACAGCUCCGACUUCGCCAACGCAACCUCCCUCUCCACCCUCGCCAACACCUCGCUCUCCAUGCGCUUCUACCCCAACUCCUACUUCAUCAACCAAGCCCGCAUCGUCGCCCAAGACGUCCUGAUCUACAACGGCGUCUUCCACGUCAUCGACGGCGUGCUCUCCCCGGACGACGCCGCCGUCCUACCGAACCCCACCUCCGCGACCGCCGCGCCCGUCCUCCCCACGAAUAAAGACGUCCUGGCGGUGAAUGGCAGCGAGGCGCCGUUUACGACGUUCAUGCCGAAUUUCGUCCCGACGGAUUUGCCUGAUGUGAGCACCACGGGGGCUUAUAGUUAUGCGAGUCAGAGUACGUAUGGGGCGGAGGCGACGAGUAGUAAGAAGAGUGAGGCCAGGGGGGUGUUGCUUAGGGGCCGGGGGGAUGAGGGGGGGUUGUGGUUUGUGUUGGGGUGGGUGGGGCUGGGGUUGGGGAGUGCGGUUGUUUUCUUUGGGGCGUUGUGA